Messenger RNA from Microtus ochrogaster (prairie vole), 612 nucleotides. Its product is annotated as keratin-associated protein 9-7-like. Bases 1 to 612 code for a protein of 203 amino acids. NCBI's taxonomy places the organism in Eukaryota, Metazoa, Chordata, Mammalia, Rodentia, Cricetidae. The record is from RefSeq and is a predicted model, not a curated record. The transcript is spliced from 2 exons. Gene Ontology annotation, cellular component: keratin filament.
AUGACCAACUCCUGCUGCUCCCCUUGCUGCCAGCCUUCCUGCUGCAGGACCACCUGCUGCAGAACCACCUGCUGGAGACCAAGCUGUGUGAGCAGCUGCUGCCAGCCCUGCUGCCAGCCCAGCUGCUGUGGGUCCAGCUGUUGCCAGCCUUGCUGCCAGCCCAGCUGCUGUAGGACCUGUUUCCAGCCAAGCUGUGUGAGCAGCUGCUGCAGCACACCCUGCUGCCAGCCCUGCUGCUGUGUGUCCAGCUGCUGCCAGCCCAGUUGCUGCCAGCCCAGCUGCUGCCAGCCCAGUUGCUGUGAGUCUAGCUGCUGUCAGCCCAGCUGCUGCCAGCCCAGUUGCUGCCAGCCCAGUUGCUGUGAGUCCAGCUGCUGUCAGCCCAGGUGCUGUAUUUCCAGCUGCUGCCAGCCCUGUUGCCAGCCCAGCUGCUGCAAGCCCAGCUGCUGCCUCAAGCCCUGCUGCCAGCCCUGCUGCCCUGAGCUGUGCUGCCAGCCAGCUUGCUCUGGACCUGUGACCGUCACCAGGACUUGCUACCAGCCCACAUGUGUCUGUGUGCCUGGCUGUCUGUCCCAGGGCUGUGGGUCCAACUGCUGUGAGCCCUGCAACUGUUGA